GAUGCGUGGAGGACCAGGAGGAAGAAGAGGAGGAAGAGAACUGGGAGAAAGCUCUGUCCGUGGAGCGCUUUGCAGACAUCAUCAGUGACUCUGCUUCUACCAGUGGAGACAGGAUGGGGCGACACUACACUGAGAAAGACUUUGAGUAUCACAGACACACAUUUCACCAUAUGCACCACCCCUUGUCCACUCACCUGCCCGUGCCCCAGCGUUUACGGAAGAGGGUACACAGCAUGGAGAAGAGGCGCAAAAAGAAGCGCAGGAAAAAAAAGACUUCGCUGCCGCCUUCUGACGUUACGCCUACCAUACACGAGGUAGACGAGGAAGAGGCAGAGUCGGAGACCGAAGGGCAAGGGGUGGCUGUCACUCCCGCAGAGCUCCCUGAGGUCCAGCCACAGUUUAGUUUGGGGAGCCAAGAGGACUUGGGGGAACCCCUUCACCACACUAUCGUCCACGCGGAAAACGAAGAACAACCUUUGUCGAGGAAAACAACUGCGCUGACUCUGACAAAGGGGGCGGCUCAUAAUGGGGGAAUAACUGUUACUGGACAGAACGAUGACAUGGAUGGAGGAGAAGCAGCAUGCAACAGUGUUCCCUCAGGAUCAGAUCCCUCAAGUUCAAUCACACCUCAUGGCUGGUUCCGCAAGAAGCCUGUCCACCACCGUCUGCCGGGCACCCAGCGAAGCAACUACGACCUGCGGGAGCGGAUCUGCAUCGGCAGCAUGACUGCCCUGGAGACUGCCGUCUAUCAGCAGGUGCCCACUGAUGAGGCUGAAGCCCAAAUGUUGGUCAGCGCUGAUCUGGAUGACAUGAAAAGUCACAGAUUUGAGGAUAACCCUGGGGUGCGUCGGCACCUGGUGAAGAAGUCGUCCCGAUGUCACAUGAGCCGAACCAGCAACAGUUCUACGCCGCUGUCCAGCCUGAAGAAGAAGAAGAGGGCUUCGGAAAAGAAAACUCACGAGUUGUUUGUGGAGCUGAACGAGCUGAUUGUGGAGAAGGACCAUGAAAUGCGAUGGAAGGAGCGCGCUCGCUGGAUCAAGUUCGAGGAGGAUGUGGACGAUGAGACGGACCGCUGGGGAAAACCUCAUGUGGCCUCGCUGUCCUUCCGCAGCUUGCUGGAGCUUCGCCGCACCAUCACACAUGGUGCCAUCCUAUUGGACCUCGAACAGACCUCUCUGCCCGGCAUCGCCCACCUGGUCGUGGAGACGAUGAUCAUUUCCGAUCAGAUCAGAGCCGAGGAUAGGCCCAACGUUCUUCGGGCCCUGCUUCUCAAACACAGCCAUCUAAGCGAUCACAAAAAUCGUUUUCAUCGCCACCACUCAUCCAGCAGUCUUCAUGGCAGCUACAACCACAACCACGUCCACGACACCAACCAGCCAUUGGUGUCCGAAGAGCACGAUGAGCACCACGAACACAAAGGACCCGUGUACGAUCCCAAACAAGACGUUUUUGUUAGCCUGUUUAAAUCUCUCCACCCUCUGCCGGAGACUCAUCCAGCCACAGCCAGAUCUAUGAAACUUCUCGCCAAGAUUCCCAAAGACGCUGAGGCGGUCAUUGUUUUAGUUGGUUGUGUUGAAUUUCUGGAGCAGCCGGCUAUGGCCUUUGUCAGGCUGAGCGAGGCAGUCCUUCUGGAGUCGGUGCUUGAGGUUCCCGUCCCUGUUCGAUUUAUUUUCGUCCUUCUCGGUCCCAGUCAGUCCAACGUGGACUAUCAUGAAAUUGGACGUUCUUUCUCCACUCUCAUGUCAGACAAGAACUUCCAUGAGGUUGCCUACUUUGCUGAUGACAGACAAGACCUCCUGAAUGGCAUCAAUGAAUUCCUGGACUACAGCAUCGUGAUUCCACCGUCAGACGUGGAGGGAAAAGACCUCCUGAAGACAGUGGCUGACUUCCAGAAACAGAUGCUGCGGAAGAGAAAGGAAAGAGAGCUCAAGAAGCACAGCUCCUUAAUUGGAGUAGAGGCAGAAAUCAAAGAGGUGAGUCCUGAGGAGGAGGAGGAGGGAGAACAGGAAGUGGAUCCAUUAAAGCGCUCAGGAAUGCUGUUUGGAGGUUUGAUCCACGACAUCCGCAGGCGUUACCCGCAAUAUGUGAGCGACUUAAAAGACGCCCUGGACAUGCAGUGCAUUGCUGCUGUCAUCUUCAUCUAUUUUGCCGCACUGUCACCCACUAUUACCUUUGGAGGCCUCCUGGGAGAGAAAACGGAGGGCAUGAUGGGAGUGACUGAACUCAUUGUUUCCACUGCAACUAUCGGGGUUAUAUUCUCACUGCUUGCUGGACAACCCCUUCUCAUCACUGGCUUCUCUGGACCCUUACUGGUGUUUGAAGAGGCCUUCUAUAAGUUUUGUCAGGUCUACAACUUUGAGUACCUGACUGGUCGAGUGUGGAUCGGCUUCUGGCUCAUCUUCAUCGUCCUGGUGAUUGUGGCAGCAGAGGGUAGCUUCCUUGUCCGCUACAUCUCACCUUUUACACAGGAGAUUUUCGCUUUCCUCAUCUCCCUCAUCUUCAUCUAUGAAACUUUCUCUAAGCUCAUCAAGGUUUUUAAGGAACAUCCACUGAUGGCAGUGUAUCCCACUGACGCCAGUGGGUCUCAAAAUUUUGAUGGUCCCAUAUACAACCAGCCUAACACUGCUCUUCUUUCUCUGGUGCUCAUGAUGGGCACUUUCUUUGUUGCAUUCUUUCUCAGGAAGUUUCGAAACAGCCGGUUUUUAGGUGGCAAGGCCAGAAGGAUUAUCGGUGACUUUGGCAUCCCGAUCUCAAUCUUAGUUUCAGUACUGGUGGAUUACGCCAUUACUGACACUUACACACAGAAACUCAAUGUGCCAUCAGGUUUUUCUGUCACGUCUCCUGAUAAGAGAGGUUGGUUUAUCAGCCCCUUUGGUGACAAGAAGCCCUUCCCCACUUGGAUGAUGGGGGCGUCUGUUGUUCCUGCCCUGCUUGUGUUCAUUCUUAUUUUCAUGGAAACUCAAAUUACUUCGUUGAUAGUCAGUAAGAAGGAGCGUCGGCUGGUUAAAGGCUCCGGCUUCCAUCUGGAUCUCCUGCUCAUUGUCAUCCUGGGUGCCCUCUGCCCCCUUUUUGGCUUGCCGUGGCUCACGGCAGCCACUGUGCGCUCUGUCACUCAUGUUAACGCGCUCACAGUGAUGAGCAAGGCCACGGCUCCUGGAGAAAAGCCCAUGAUCCAGGAGGUGAAAGAGCAGAGGCUCACCGGACUUCUUGUGGCUGUGCUUGUUGGUAUGUCCAUAGUGAUGACAGAUAUUCUCCGCCUCAUCCCUCUGGCUGUGCUCUUCGGGAUCUUCCUGUACAUGGGGGUCACCUCUCUGACGGGCAUCCAGCUGUACGAACGCAUAACGCUUAUGGUCACGCCUGCCAAGCACCACCCGGACCACAUCUACGUCACCAAGGUGAAGACAUGGCGCAUGAACAUGUUUACCAUCACCCAGCUGGCAUGCAUCGUGGCUCUGUGGGUAGUGAAGUCUACUGCGGCCUCCCUGGCGUUCCCCUUCGUCCUCAUCAUGACGGUGCCGCUGCGACGCCUCAUCCUCUCCAGGAUCUUCGAGGAGCGUGAGCUCCAGGUGCUGGAUUGUGAUGAAGAUUCGCCCAACUUUGAUGAAGAUGGACGAGAUGAGUACAAUGAGAUCCACAUGCUUGUAUAAAUUUAAGCUGGAACCAGCUAAAAGGAUCACCUACACCCUGCAGGUCUGACCGAUCGGAGGAAGCAAAUCUUGGAAACCUCAUUGUCUCUGGAUAGCAAGAGGAGCUUCUGCAAUGGUGUUUGUAAAAUAUACAGAAUCUAUAGCUGGAUAAGCACUUUUUACCUUUAUUUAAUCCAUUUUUUUAAAAGCACAUCUAAUGUUAGAUCUUUGUGGUGGUGUCGAUGUCUUAACCCUGACAGAAAUAGCUCUGAAUGCAUACCUGAAGUGGACUAUACCAAAUCUAGCAGCAUACAUAACUUAUAUGAACUCUUUUUACCUGAUGUCUCCCUUUAAUUAGUCUGCAGGUUCUGGGCAUAAGUGCAAUGAUAGCGGGGACCUUUAGGACUGCAGCAGGCUUGAUUAAUUCAGGCUUAUUUUGGGACUGAUCUGUGAGAAAGGAAAGAUUUUCUUUAAUGAGGAGAGGAUUUCAAUCAAACUUAAUAAUGUUUUCAGAUGAACUUUCUCUAAAUGUAAAGCCUUCAAUUGGUUUUACUGCCUCUGUUGUUAAACUGCCUUUUUCCUUUGUAUUACUGCCUUUGUCUAUAGGUUGCAAUGGUGUGCAAACAAGGAGUUAAGUCAGUCCUUUUCCUUUCUGUACAGACUUGUAGGAAAAAAAGGUCACGUUUCUCUGCCAACCCAGCUCCCUGGCACAAGUUCUCAUCUCUAAAUGUAGUCUCCCGUGAAUCCAAAAUCCCCUAGAGACUGUGCCUCUUCAUGGGCUGCCACUGUACUUUUUUUAAGGUGAUUAAUGCCCUCCACUGAUCCCAUUAUUAUGACCUUGGAUGUAUAAGUAAAUAGCUAACAUGGUCUAAACCUAUUUUUCUACUUUGUUGUAUCUAUUUAUUUUGUGACCUUUUGGACUUAACGCUAUACCAUGUUCUUAGUGGUAUUUAGAUUUCGGAUAGCUUAAGCUACUGUUAGAGUUAGUGUAAAAUAUAAAGAACAUUGUGUAGAGUGACACGUUAAAAACAGAAAAAUGUGUCUUUAUUUGAAGUAUCUGUCAGUUUUUUGCUAAAUUUGGUAUAUUUUUUAAGAGAUGUCAUGAAUAAUGCACUUGGCUAACACAGACACGAUAGUACUGAAAAUGUUGGGGAGCAUUUAAACAUUUGCAGGAUGCAUGAAGGUUGCAUUGCACAGACUGACUGUGAGCUUGGGAUUGUAAUUUACCAUCUAUUUUUAGAGUUAUCCUAUAUUGCAACGGACACCUGCUGCUUCAAUAGGUACACCUGUUCAUCUCUUUGUUAUCGCAAAUCUAAUCAGUCAAUCGUACUGCAGCAACUGCAGUAAUGUAUGUAUGCAUAUAGACAGGUCAAGAUGACUUCUUGAAAUUUGUCCAAGCAUCACAUUUGGGAAGAAAGGUGUUUUUAAGUGACUUUAAAUGUGACAUGGUAGUCGGUGAUAGGCAGUCUGGUCCGAGUAUUUCCGAAACUGCUGAUUUGCUAGGAUUUUCCCACAAAACCAUCUCAAGGGUUUACACAGAAUGGUCUGAA
Molecule: messenger RNA, 5176 nt
Organism: Pundamilia nyererei
Lineage: Eukaryota; Metazoa; Chordata; Actinopteri; Cichliformes; Cichlidae
Gene: slc4a3
Product: solute carrier family 4 member 3
Exons: 21
Coding region: 114-3647 (1177 amino acids)
Biological process (GO): bicarbonate transport; regulation of intracellular pH; monoatomic anion transport
Cellular component (GO): plasma membrane
Molecular function (GO): solute:inorganic anion antiporter activity; monoatomic anion transmembrane transporter activity
Source: RefSeq, a predicted model, not a curated record